Messenger RNA from Larimichthys crocea (large yellow croaker), 3733 nucleotides. It is a transcript of the gene ppm1g, whose product is annotated as protein phosphatase, Mg2+/Mn2+ dependent, 1G. Gene Ontology annotation, cellular component: nucleoplasm. Lineage: Eukaryota; Metazoa; Chordata; Actinopteri; Sciaenidae. Gene Ontology annotation, molecular function: cation binding; protein serine/threonine phosphatase activity. The coding region runs from base 227 to 1912 and encodes 561 amino acids. Gene Ontology annotation, biological process: protein dephosphorylation. The record is from RefSeq and is a predicted model, not a curated record. The transcript has 14 exons.
GGACACGCCCCCAGGUUCGAACGAAAGGCGCAUGCGCGCGUGCUCACUUCCUCCGCGGUUGGCUCGAGCCCUGCUCUCGCUCUGUCUGUGUUGAUUAGCGGCUUUUUGCUCCCACACGUGUAAUCUUUCUUAUGUGAAGCUCUCUCUCUCGCUUUCUUUGGGGCCCGUUUUUAUAAGCUCAUCCUGCUUGGUCAGAAUAGGUGUAAAGCCAUAGAAACCGACAACCAUGGGGGCUUAUCUGUCGCAACCUAACACAGCCAAGACCUCUUCUGAUGGCGGCAACAGCAACAUGAGCUACGGGUUCUCUGCCAUGCAGGGCUGGCGUGUGUCCAUGGAGGAUGCUCACAACUGUAUCCCAGAGUUUGAUGAGGAGACGGCCAUGUUUGCAGUGUAUGACGGGCAUGGAGGCGAAGAAGUGGCUCUGUACUGUUCAAAGUACCUUCCUGACAUCAUCAAGGAACAGAAAACCUACAAAGACGGCAAACUGCAAAAGGCUCUGGAGGAUGCCUUCUUGGCCAUCGACAGCAGAAUGACCACAGAGGAAGUCAUCAAGGAGCUAGUUCAGAUUGCUGGACGACCCACUGAGGAGCCUCCUGCUGAAAAGGUGGCAGAGGAGGAUGAUUUGGAGACCGAGGAGGCAGCUUUGCUCCACGAGGAAGCUACAAUGACCAUAGAGGAGCUGCUGUGUCGCUACGGCCAGAACCUAAACGCUGUCAAGCAUGCAGCUGCCAUCAGUGCGGCUGCCAAGAAGGCGGCAUGCUCUCACUCUGAGGCGACAGGAGACAAAGGCGAAUGUGGGGAAGGGCAGAAGAAGGAUGGGGUAAAUGGAGAGGUGGAAGAGGAGAGCAAUGGGAAGCUGAAAGAAGGCGAAGGAGCUGCAUGCGGGUCUAAGCUGCGAGCCUGUCGGAGAACAGGAGGAGGUGAAGGCAGCAGUUCAGCAGCUGACUGUGGAGGCUCGGGGAGCUCCAAUGGAGAGGAAAAGGCUGGCAAGGGCGAAGGAGAUGCAGGUCCCUCUUGCUCCUCUUUGUCCUCCAAGGCAGCAGGAGAUUCCAAGUCCAGAUUUUUCGAUGACAGCGAGGAAUCUGAGGAGGGAGAAGAGGAGGAGGGUAGUGAUGAAGAGGAUGGCAGUGAGGAGGAAGAGGGUGACAGCAGUGAGCUGGAAGAAGAGGAGGAUACAGAGGAGGGAGAGGAAGACUCUGAGGAUGAAGAGGAGGAGGAAAUGUGUCUACCUGGAAUGGAUGGCAAGGAGGAGCCUGGCUCAGACAGUGGCACCACAGCUGUCGUGGCUCUGAUCCGAGGAAAACAACUGAUCGUUGCAAAUGCUGGAGACUCUCGCUGCGUGGUGUCUGAGCGCGGCAAAGCUGUCGACAUGUCGUACGACCACAAGCCAGAGGAUGAGGUGGAGCUGGCUCGCAUCAAAAACGCUGGAGGGAAAGUGACCAUGGACGGACGGGUCAACGGUGGACUGAACCUGUCCAGAGCUAUUGGUGAUCACUUCUAUAAGAGGAACAAGGCUCUGCCUCCAGAGGAGCAGAUGAUUUCCGCGAUGCCAGAUGUCAAAGUUCUCACACUUAACGAUGACCACGACUUUAUGGUCAUCGCCUGCGAUGGCAUCUGGAAUGUGUUGAGCAGUCAGGAGGUCGUGGACUUCAUCAGUGAGAGGAUCAAACCAGACCAGAGCGGCAAAGUCCGAACCCUCUCGUCCAUAGUGGAAGAGCUGUUGGACCAUUGUUUGGCUCCUGACACAUCUGGAGACGGGACAGGAUGUGACAACAUGACCUGUGUCAUCAUCACCCUCCGGGCACACCCUGCUCAGUCAGAGGACACAAAGAAGAGGAAGCACCCGGAGGAGGCAGAAGGGACCGAACCGGAGGAGAACGGGAAUGACAGCAAAAAGCCGAAAAGUGACUAAAGGCAAAGAGGAACUGUCCCAGAGGGAGCAGCUGGUCCCAGGCUACCCCAGAUACACCAGAGACACAUUCUGUUCAAAAUUAAAAUCCUGACCUCUCAAACAUGAGUUCAUCCUAAAACAGACAUUUCAAACGCUAUACAGAUGUUCACAGAUCGGCUGAACUGAGAUCAUCGGUAUAGUUUUUUUUAAUGUCCUCUGUUUUAGGUGGAUUCUCACUUAAACACCCCCCUCCAGUUGUUUCUUUUGUUCACUCUCAUUGGAAAGAAGCUGGACACACUUUUACUACUUAAAUUCAGAAGAGGCAGACUUGCCACUCACUGGCAUGCUGAGCACAUAAUUUUUCAUGUAUUUGUAACUAGAAGGAAGAUGCAGGACAAACCAGAGUCUAGAGAGACUCGUCAGCCCUGCAGACAUGAACUGCACUGUUACUGUAAAACCUUGUUUUUCUUUCUGAACACGACACGUUCGGUUUGUUUUAGUGGAAGUUCGAGGAUAGCUCUUGUAGUGACCUGUGUCCAAUUGCUGUUCACAUCUUGGUGUGCACAUGCGUUUUCAUUGCGGUUUUGCAGCAUCGGAUGCACAUUUUCGAUAUGAAACUGCAUGAUGCUGCUACAAGGCAAGUCAUUGUAUCUCAACAAAGUGCCAUAAAAACGUUAUAGGCGCCGUCACAUCCUCAAAUUAACUGAACCGAGAGAAGGAAGGGCUGCCGGUAGAUUUACAUGAAGGUCACGGUAGAAAAACUAAUUGAAUGAGAGGACAUUGGUGCCCUUUUUAGCCCAGAUUGAAGAUGCAGUGAAAAUGUGUGUGCAGGUCUGAAUGUGUUGGUACCCUGUCAGGUUCCUCUCUGAUGUUGAUAUCCCACCCUGAGUGUGUUCAGGGACAGUUUGUGUGACUACAGCCAGAGGAACUGAAGGAUUUGGGGUACUAGUCCAGUUGCUCUUGUUUGCCAUUUAUAUAUAUAUAUUUUUUUCUCAUUAGCACCCAUUUACAAGUGAGGAUAUUUUUUCACUCUUGUUGGUCACAUAACAGCCCAAUCAUCAUUAAUGCUUCACUGUCAUCUCGCCUUUUAGUUUUUUGUUUUUUUUUCCAUUCCUGCUUUGUGUCUUGUCUCUAUCAAAAAAUUCUGUAAAUUUCCAGACAGAAAAAAAUGCCAGGGUUUUUGGGAGCCAGUGUACUUUUUUCAUCUGUAAGAUCUGAUAGCAGGGAAGCAGACAGAAACAUACAGAGACAUAAAAGGCUCGUCUUCUAUGUCUCUGUGUGUCCAUAGAGGAGAGGUGGCGGUUAAAGCCCUGGGCUGGCCCUCCACACACAGCUCGUCUCAGGACUCCACCUCGUUCACUCUCCCUGUCUUUCCCGUUUUCAUUGUAACACUUUUUAAGAUCAUCUCUAGGACGUGUUUUAAGUAUAAGAAGUAUCUCCACUCAAAUGUUUAUUUUUUCAUUUCUGAUGAAUUAUUUUCUGGCAGUUUUAAAGAAAAGAAAAAUUUCCUUUUUGUGAUCACACUCUGAAAACGCUGAUGCAGGACUGUGAAUGCACAAGGUUGUUUUUUUUUUUUUGGAGUGGAAAUACAUUUGAAGUUCAGAGCACCAAGACAGUGUAACUGUUUUUUUCCACCAUACUGUGUGACUGUAAGUUUGUUUCUAGUGUACUAUCUCGUCACCAUGCCCUUUUUUUUCUGUACAUAGUUUUUUCAAUACUUGUAAUUGAAGAAAAAGAAAAUGCUUUUUCUUUGUAAUUGUGAGUCAAUGUGACAUUUUUGGUGCAUACUCUUUUGACACCAGUAUGUAAGUACAUACAAAUACAUUUUUUUAAAUAAUGAGA